Molecule: messenger RNA, 3567 nt
Organism: Entelurus aequoreus (snake pipefish)
Lineage: Eukaryota; Metazoa; Chordata; Actinopteri; Syngnathiformes; Syngnathidae
Product: zinc finger protein OZF-like
Exons: 5
Coding region: 310-2874 (854 amino acids)
Biological process (GO): regulation of transcription by RNA polymerase II
Cellular component (GO): nucleus
Molecular function (GO): DNA-binding transcription factor activity, RNA polymerase II-specific; RNA polymerase II cis-regulatory region sequence-specific DNA binding
Source: RefSeq, a predicted model, not a curated record
UGCUGGAAAUAAAAUAAGAAGAAGAACAAGGAAAAAGCAAAAUGGCGUUUGAUAGAGAAGGUCUAAACGUGGCCAUUAUAGUUCUGUAUUUUUAAUUAGUGUAUACAUGUACACAUGUAUAACGCCUAAGAGAUUAAACAUUAUUAGUAAUUGUUUGUAUUCGGAUACAUUAGUCACUCUGACGCGUCUUGUUCUCGCUUAGCUUGCUAGUUAGCUUAGCUUGUUAGCUGCUAACAAAGACGCAGAAGUUAUCAACACAUCGCUAAGCAGAGAUCAAGUGUGAGUGUAAAGUGUUGUGAUUGUGUGAAAAUGUGCGAAAGAACGAUAGCAGAGUACGAGGAGGAACUUUGUCCAACAAAAGAGGACAAGGAGCGACAUCAUCAACUACUGGACGCUGUUUUCAAGAAACAUCAAGUUGUUUUACACACAACGGACGUCCAGCAGCCCCCCCACAUUAAAGAGGAAGAUCUACAUCCCCCUUGUGUUAAACAGGUGGAGCCAAAGCCAUCCCACAUUAAAGAGGAAGAGGAGGAAGUGUGGAUCAGUCAGGAGGAAGAGUGUCUUCUAGGGCAGGAGGAGGCUGAUCUCACCAAGUUUCCACUGACUGUUGUGUCUGUGAAGACUGAAGACAAACCACCUGAGUCCUCACAGCUUCAUCACAGUUCAAACAUAUGUGAAGAACAUAUUCUCCCUGAGCAGCAGGAAUGGAGCGUCGGGAUGGAGCAGAAAGAGCCACAGCCCUCCCACAUUAAAGAUGAAGACGAGGUGCCAGAGACCCCUCACUUUAAAAAAGAAGAAGAGGACCCACUGACCCCCCAUUUUAAAGAAGAAGAGGAGGCGCCACAGCCCCUGCACAUUAAAGAGGAAGAGCGGGAACACAGUAUUAGUCAGGAGGGAGAGCAUCUUGAAUGGUUGGAGGAGUACCCAGUGAUUGGCGUGAUUGUGAAGAGUAAAGGUAAUGAGGUCAAAGGUGAAAGUGAUAAGAAUAGAGAGUUAGAAUCUCCAAGCAGCAGCUCAACUCAAUACAUGACAACAGAAGCUGAUGGAGACCACUGUGGAGGAUCACAAGCAGACAAGCUCUUAGCUCCACUGUCAGAUAGUGACAACACAACGUCACACUCUCCUGACACUGAUAAGGAAGACUCUAAAGCUGACGCCCAGCAGCCUCCCUACUUUAAAGAGGUAGAGGAGGAGCCACAGCCCCCACAUAUUAAAGAGGAUAAGGAGGAAGUGUGGAUCAGUCAGGAGGGAGACUGUCUUCUGGGGCAGGAGGAGGCUGAUCUCACCAAGUUUCCACUGACUGUUGUCUCUGUGAAGACUGAAGACCAUGAAGACAAACCACCUGAGUCCUCACAGUUUCAACACAGUCCAAACGUAUGUGAAGAACAUAUUCUCCCUGAGCACCAGAAGUGGAGAUUCAGGAUGGAGCAGGAAGCACCACAGCCCUCCCACAUUAAAGAUGAAGACAAAGUGCCAGAGACCCCUCACAUUAAAAAUGAAGAGGAGGACCCAUUGGCCCUCCACCUUAAAAAUGAAGAGGACCCACUGACUCCCCAUUUUACAGAGGAAGAGAUGCCACAGACCCCUCACCUAAAAAAGGAAGAGAAUGAGCCACAACCCCCCCACAUCAAAGAGGAAGAGGAGGAACACAGCAUCAGUCAGGGGGGAGAGCAUCUUAAAUGGUUGGAGGAGUUCCCUGUGAUUGUGAAGAGUGAAGAUGACGGGGUCAAAGGUGAAAAUGAGGAGAAGAGAGUGGUGGAGCCUCCAAGCAGUAGCUCAACUCAACACAUGACAACAGAAGCUGAUGGAGACCACUGUGGAGGAUCACAAGAAGACAAGCUCUUAGCUCCACUAUCAGAUAGUGACGACACAACGUCACACUCUCCUGACACUGAUGAUGAAGACUCUAAAGGUGAUAAGACAUGUCGCACUGACAACACACGCUUUAAGUGUUCUCACUGUAACAAAAUGUUUAAAUAUCAUUGUCGUCUGAAAAGACACUUGAUAAUACACACUGGAGAAAAACCAUUCUCCUGUUCAAGAUGCAACAAAAGCUUUUCUGACCCAUCAGCACUGAUAAAACACAUGAGAACACACACUGGAGAAAAACCUUUUUCCUGCUCAGACUGUGGUAAAGGUUUUACGCAAAAAUUUAGUUUGAAAGUACACAUGCAAAUACACAGCGGGAAAAAAACAUUUUCUUGUUCAAUCUGUGGUAAAAGUUUUGUACAAAGUAAUAAUUUAAAAGUACACAUGAGAAUACACACUGGUGAAAAUCCUUUUACCUGUCCAAUCUGUGGUAAAGGUUUUGUAACAAGUCAAAAUUUGAAAUUACAUCUGAGAACACACACUCGAGAAAAACCUUUUAUCUGUUCAAUCUGUGGUAAAGGUUAUGCAUCUAGUCAAUAUUUAAGACUACACGUGAGAACACACAGUGGAGAAACAGCUGUUACCUGUUCAAUCUGUGGUAAAGGUUAUGUAACGAGUCAAUAUUUGAAAUUACACAUGAGAAUACACACUGGUGAAAAACCUGUUACAUGUUCAGUCUGUGGUAAAGGUUAUGUAAACAAUCAAAGUUUGAAAGUACACAUGCAAAUACACACGGGUGAAAAAACAUAUUCCUGUUCAAACUGCAAGAAAAGCUUUUGUAACCAAGCAAACUUUGUAGCACACAUGAAAACACAUACUGGUGAAAAACAAUAUUCCUGUUCAAGCUGCAACAAAAGUUUUUGUGACCGAUCAGCACUAGCAGCACACAUGAGAACACACACUGGUGAGAAAGAGUUUAGUUGCAGUGAGUGUGGUGAAAGAUUCUCUUAUAAGUACCAGUGUAAGAAACACAAGUGUGCUGGUGAGAACAGCAGCAGCAAAUGAAGUCAAAACUUUGAUCAAUUUUGAAUUUCUAACAACAUCAGCACAUACAGUAUAACAUGAGUGACAUCAUUGUUGUGUGUAUAACACCAUCCGUGCAUCCAUUUUUUUACUGCUUGUCCCUUUCAAACUUGUUAAAAUGCUUCUAACAAUUAUAAGUGAGAUAUUUUAAAUUGAUUCUUGUUUCUCUCAAGUACAUCUUUCAAUAUACAACAUUGUGCACGUUGUUUAUUUGAACUGCAAAGAUGAGUAAACAGUACAAAACAUACUGUAUGUUACAUACAAUAAACAUUUUAUGUGUGUAUAUUUAUAUAUAUAUUAUUCAUAAUUCACUUUUGUACUUAUUCACAAUAAUGUUUUAUUAGGUUUUUAAAAUAUUGAAGUGUUAGAUAUUUUCAUGUCCAACUGUAAAUGGUUCCAUAGAUGAACUCAUUUUAUAUAUUAUACAUAUUUGUUUUACAUGUGUUCAUACCUUUGCUUUUGAGUACACAUAAAUCCCUCUUAGUUCAUACUUACUGGUUCACAUCUGAAACAUCUUCUGGACCACUUCUGGAAGCAUAUUAUUAUUGACUUUAUACAUCAUUUGAGCAGUUUUGUUUUAAACAAGAUCAUUUACUUCUAAUAUGUGAGCCUUUACUCUCUUUUGUAAUGUGAAUAUUGUUUUGUGAUUGUUUUAUAUGUAUGUCCCCAGACCUU